CCAGCAGCAAGUUUAGACAAAUUAAAGCAUCACUUUGAGCUAUUAUAAUAGCAAAUUUAAUUGCCCCGGAGGGGAUGUGUUAAAGGUUUUUCUUUCACCUUUAAAAGAAAAAAAAAAAAAAAUCCAAUCCGGCAAAUAUGAAUUUUUGCGAAGCGAAUAGGAAAACGCCACCAGCCAUUUGCAGUGCUGGGUUCUUAGUAUAAAGUUGCACCGUCCCCUGGCAAGACGUGUGUUUGUGGCACUGGAGCUUACACAUCCCUACAGGGAAUUGGGGGGCGUCAAACCAAACAAUGUUCCGGAUAUUGGAGAAGUACCUGAGGUUUGAUGGGGAGAACAUGUACAUGAGCAUGAAUGAAAACAACCAGGACUUCCUUUCAACAAAUCAGACAUAUAACGGACAAAGCGAGAGCAAUGAAGACUAUGAGAUCCCCCCUAUAACACCGCCCAACAUGCCGGACCCUUCUCUACUGCACUUGGUGGACCAUGAGUCUGGAUACCACUCACUGUGCCACAGCCUGCCCCCCAACAGCCUGAUCCCGGCCUACUCUUACCAAAACAUGGACUUUCCCGCGGUCAUGGUCUCCAGCAUGCUGAGCCAAGAUGGCCACCUACUCUCCUCGCAGCUUCCCACGAUACAGGAGCUGGUCCACUCAGAGGGAUCAUCGUAUGAUCCCAAUCAUCAGGUUUCUCUGAUAAACCGCUCUGGAAUGUUGCCCAGUCACAUGAGCGCCCUCAGCCAAUCACAACUGGUCUCACAGAUGGGAAUGAGGAGUGCAGUCACCCAUGGAUCCCCUUCCCCUCCGGGCAGCAAAUCGGCUACUCCCUCUCCUUCUAGCUCCACCCAGGAAGAGGAGACCGAAUCUCAUUAUAAGGGUGCGGGAGAGAAACGACCUUCAAACGAUCUCGGUAAGAAACCCAAGAACCAGAAGAAAAAGAAGAAGAAAGACCCCAAUGAGCCCCAGAAGCCCGUUUCUGCCUACGCCUUGUUUUUUAGAGACACCCAGGCAGCUAUUAAGGGACAGAAUCCAAAUGCUACUUUUGGCGACGUUUCCAAAAUUGUGGCGUCCAUGUGGGAUAGCCUCGGCGAAGAGCAAAAGCAGGCCUACAAGAGGAAGACCGAGGCAGCCAAGAAGGAAUAUCUGAAGGCCCUCGCGGCAUACAGAGCCAGCCUCGUUUCCAAGAGCUACAGCGAACAAGGAGACACAAAGAACUCCCAGGCCAACCAAGCCUCCAAAAUGAUCCUCCCAAAGCAGUCUAUGUACAAUCUCCCCCCGCAGUCCUCCUCCCCCUACCCUGGUCUUGCCUCGUUCUUGUCGCCUACAGACCUUCAGAGCUACCGUGGGCACCCCCACUCGGGCCUCUCCCGGACUCUCAAUGCCAAAUCCAUGUUGCCCAGCAUCAGUGCCUCCCCACCACCCCCUUUCCAAAUCAGCCCACCCCUUCACCAGCAUCUGCGCCACCCUCCCAGCUCUCUUCUCAACCAGUCCCUCAACAUGCAGCAAGUACCACAGCCUCCCAUCUUGUCACCCUCCAUGGCAUUGCAGUCGCCAAUGAGCUCCUCUCCCACAGGCCAACAGGACUUUUCCCAUCUCCCAUCUGAAUUUCAGAGCAGUGUAGGCCCUCGAUCCCCAACAUCCUCUAACCCACCUGGGAACCCGGAGUGGGACAAUGAAUUUCCUAACAGAGAGUGCGGGAUCAAUCCCUGCAGUUCUCUCCCAAGGGACAAGUCUCUCUACCUCACCUAGAACCACACAUGUAUUUGCUAAGGACGGCGGAACGUAUGGACAUUUCAGAAAGUCUAAAGCACUGGAUACCCAGACCAAGAUAAGCACGGUCACGAGACCCCCAGGCUUCAGCCAUUGGCUCCCGAGAAGCUUCAGAGAAACCCCUUCUGCGUGGGAAAGCAUCUCUGAAGACGUAAGAAGCCACACCCACCCAUAACCUUUUUAUAAGAACAAAAGCGACGCCUCUUCUUGCCGCCCUAUUGGUCACGGAAGCUCGAAGAUGAAUUGUGACUGAGCGAGGGGGGGGGCUUUAGCCUUCUGACGUGCAUCCGGGCACAUAUAAUAUGUAAAGAGGUCUGUUAAUACUGUAUAUUUGAAAACAAACCCCCCCCCCCCAUCCUCAUUUAAAAAAAAAUAAAUAAAAAAAAUGGGGAUAAUAAAAAACAAAAAAAAAAAAAAAAAAAAAAAAUAAGUGGGAGAUAAAACAAAUAAAUAAAAAUGUGCAAAUAUACAAAAAAAAAAAAUCACAGAAAAAUAAAAUGUGAAAAAAAUAAAAUUAUGACAAAUAUAAUUUGUUGAAUAGUUGUAAGUAGAUUUAUCAUGUGGUUUAGGACUGUGCGAAAAAAAAACAAAAAAAAAACAUCUUUCCAAAAUGAUUCUUUUUUUUCCUUUUGUGUAUAGAAGCGAGCGAGUAGCUUACUCUCUAGUGCAGCAUUUUCUAUUAAUUGUAGCACAUUUUUUAGUUACAUAGGAACGUGUACAAAAUACUGCCAAACUUUCUGGGGGUUUUUUUUUUUGUUUUGUAAUUAUUUCUUCGUUUUCUGCCAGAAAAGCGGUUUUUUUUUUUUCUCCGUGCGGUGACGGAGCUGUUUUUUUAUUUUAUUUUUGAGUCAUAAGUAAAAAAAUCUCACCUUAUUCUCAAUCGCCGACAAGGAUUUAAUUUAUGAGGAAAAGAAAUAAAUAAAACACGACAGAUUUCUGAUUUUAUGACUUUUUUUUUUUUUAAAUGUUUGUGGCCGUGGCCUCCGGGCCGGGAAUUCAUUUGGUUUCACAACUGCUUAUUUGACUUUUCUUUUUAAUAAAAGCAUUAAAAGCGCUU
This is a messenger RNA of Xenopus tropicalis (tropical clawed frog), 2823 nucleotides long. It is a transcript of the gene tox2, whose product is annotated as TOX high mobility group box family member 2. Lineage: Eukaryota; Metazoa; Chordata; Amphibia; Anura; Pipidae. Gene Ontology annotation, cellular component: chromosome; nucleus. The transcript has 9 exons. Bases 291 to 1745 code for a protein of 484 amino acids. Gene Ontology annotation, molecular function: DNA binding. The record is from RefSeq and is a predicted model, not a curated record.